Molecule: messenger RNA, 2871 nt
Organism: Hevea brasiliensis (rubber tree)
Lineage: Eukaryota; Viridiplantae; Streptophyta; Magnoliopsida; Malpighiales; Euphorbiaceae
Product: zinc finger BED domain-containing protein RICESLEEPER 2
Exons: 2
Coding region: 294-2288 (664 amino acids)
Molecular function (GO): protein dimerization activity; DNA binding
Source: RefSeq, a predicted model, not a curated record
UGAUCUUUAAAAGGGUAAGGUUUUUUUUCCUAAUUUGCCAUUGAUUUUCCUUGCCCUAGAAACUCGUUCCUUUUCUCUCACUCUUGGGUGCCGCCGCCUCCCUUCUCUGUUUUUUCUGUUGGUUUUUUAAUUUUUUGUCUCCAAAAAUUUGCGCUUAUAAUUCAUUGUUCUUCAUCUUGAAUCCUCCUCGGACCGUCUUCAGAAAGCGCAGACCACCAUUGAGGCUUCGCCGCCACUAUGGCUCUACUGCUGUCACAGACAGUUGCCCGGCACCACCAAAUCAAGUUCAUGCGAUGGAUUUAUCUGAUGCCGUGAUAGUCAAAUCCAGCAGAUUAAAAUCUGUGGUAUGGAAUGACUUUGACAGGGUGAAAAAAGGGGAUACUUUUGUUGCCAUUUGUAGGCAUUGUAAGAAAAAACUUAGUGGAUCAAGUACCAGUGGAACGUCCCAUUUGAGGAACCAUUUAAUUAGGUGUCAGAGAAGAUCUAAUCGUGGCGUUGCUCAGUUUCUUUCUACAAGGGAAAAGAAGAAGGAAGGAACCCUUGCUCUCGCGAAUGUAAAUGUUAAUCAGGAGCAAAGAAAGGAUGAACCACUUACUGUUGUGAAUUAUAAAUUUGAUAAAUUUGAACAAGGGCAGAUGAAAGAUGAAGCUGUUAGUGUUGCAAGUGGUAACUUGGAUCAAAGGCGAAGCCAAUUUGAUAUUGCUCGCAUGAUUAUUUUGCAUGGCUAUCCAGUUCAAAUGGUGGAGCAUGUAGGAUUCAGGGUUUUUGUUAAGAAUCUACAACCAUUGUUUGACCUUGUAACAACUGACAGAGUAGAGGCUGACUGUGUGGAUAUUUAUUCACAAGAGAAACAAAAGGUUUAUGAAGUACUCGAUAAAUUACCUGGAAAGAUCAGCCUUAGUGCCAAUCUGUGGUCUGCUUCUGACGAUGCUGAGUACUUGUGUUUAACAGCACAUUACAUUGAUGAAGGUUGGCAAUUAAAGAAGAAGACGCUGAAUUUCAUCUUGGUUGAUCCGGCUUAUACAGAAGACAUGCAUUCAGAAGGCAUCAUGACAUGUCUGAUGGAUUGGGAUAUAGACCGAAAGCUGUUUUCAAUGACAUUUGAUAGUCAUUCUGCCAAUGACAAUGUUGUCCAUAGAAUCAGAGACCGGCUGUCGCAGAAUAGGUUCCUCUACUGUAAUGGUGUGCUAUUUGAUAUACGCUGUGCUGCAAGUCUUCUCAAGCUGAUGGUUCACGAUGCACUGGAGGUGCUUUCUGAGGUAACACACAAAAUUCGUGAAAGCAUUCGUUAUGUAAGAAGUUCACAAUUAAAUCUGAUGAAAUUCAAUGAGAUUGCUUCACAAGGUGGAGUUGAGAGUCAGAAGUGCUUAUGUCUUGACAAUCCAUCGCGUUGGGACUCUACAUAUUUUAUGCUUGAAGCUGCCUUAGAGUACAGGUGGGCAUUUUCACAUUUUCAGGAACAAGGCAUUGCCUAUUCAACUUGUCCAACUGAUUUAGAGUGGGAGAGGGUGAGGACCGUUACAAGCUUUUUGAAGCACUUUGUUGAAGUCGCUAAGGUUUUUGUGAAGAACAAGUAUCCAACUGCAAAUAUAUACUUUUCGGAGAUCUGUGAUAUUCACUUGCAGUUAAUUGAAUGGUGCAAGAAUUCUGAUGAUUUUAUUAGUUCUAUGGCAUUAAAGAUGAAAAGCAAGUUUGAUGAAUAUUGGGAGAAAUGCAGUUUUGCUUUAGCAGUUGCAGCCAUGUUAGAUCCUCGAUUCAAGAUAAAAUUGAUCGAGUACUACUAUCAACAAAUAUUUGGUAGUGGUUCUGCAGAGUUAAUUGAUGAAGUUUCUGAGUAUAUAAAGGCACUGUACAACGAACAUUCGAUUGGCUCUCCUUUAGCUUCUUUUGACCAAGGUCUGACUUGCCAAGUUAGUGGUAGCAUUGGAUGCUUGCCUAGUUCUGGGCGAGACAGUAAAGAUAGACUGGUGGGAUUUGACAAAUUCCUCCAUGAAACUUCCCAGAGCCAAGGUACUAAAUCAGAUUUGGACAAGUACUUGGAAGAACCUCUUUUUCCUCGCAGUGUUGAUUUCAACAUAUUAAAUUGGUGGAAAGUUCAUACUCCAAAGUAUCCUAUACUAGCUAUGAUGGCACGGAAUAUUUUGGGAAUUCCUAUGUCAAAAGUUACACCGGAGUCUGCUUUUAACAAUGGAGGGAGAGUGCUUGACCGUGAAUGGAGUUCAAUGCGACCAACUACUGUGCAAGCUUUGAUGUGCUCACAAGAUUGGAUGAGUGAAGUAGAAAAAUGAUACAUUUCCAAUAUUAUUCCGUAAGUUUAUUUAGAUAUUCUCUAUAUACUUUCUUUCCGUAACGAUAAACCAUUCUCCCCCAUGCUUUUUUGCGGAUUAGCAAGUCAACUUUACUCAACCCUUUUUUAAUCCCUCUCUCUUUGAUAUUUUCAAUUGCAAUUUGUUGCAUUAUUCUCAAUAAUUAUGAGAGUUGGUGGAUAAUUUUGAUGUGAUUAGUCUGAGAUAUUUUGCAAGUACAGCGCAUCAAAUUUGGUGUGCUGUAAUGGUUGUGCUGCCUCUGCAAUUGAUCUGUGUUUUGCAGGAAGCACAGUUACAGUUCUCUGAUUGUGAAGGAUGUAUUGAUAGAUUAUUAUGCAAAAUCCUACAUCGAUUAGGAAUCAAGGAGGCUAGGGCUUUUCCUUUCGAGGGCCCUUUUCAAGGUAAAGCCCUGAGGCUCGAGCCAAACUGGACAAUUACUCCAGGUGUAAAUAUAAUCCAGUUCGAUUUGGAUUUAUUUGUCAUCACGUAUGAAGAACAGGUUCAGCUUUUAUGAUACAUGUAAAUACCCUAUUAAUCGAGCAUAGUAUUUGAGUAAUCGGAUCAA